Messenger RNA from Vigna angularis (adzuki bean), 601 nucleotides. Its product is annotated as cytochrome b5. Bases 71 to 448 code for a protein of 125 amino acids. Gene Ontology annotation, molecular function: heme binding. NCBI's taxonomy places the organism in Eukaryota, Viridiplantae, Streptophyta, Magnoliopsida, Fabales, Fabaceae. The record is from RefSeq and is a predicted model, not a curated record. Gene Ontology annotation, cellular component: intracellular membrane-bounded organelle; membrane. The transcript has 3 exons.
UAUAUGCUCCAUCGCUCUCGAUUCCUCCCCAUUUCCUAACAUCCUGGAUUCCCUCCCAACAAAAUUUAACAUGCCAACCCUCACCAAUUUCUACGCCAUUCAAGAUUUAUCCCACCACAAAACCAAAGACGAUUGCUGGAUCCUCGUCGGUGGAAAGGUAUACGACGUGACACAAUAUUUGGAUGAUCAUCCUGGUGGAGACGAUGUAAUCCUUGCUGCAACAGGGAAAGAUGCAACAGAAGAUUUUGAAGAUGCUGGCCACAGCAAAAGUGCAAGAGAACUUAUGGAGCAGUAUUGCAUUGGUGAGCUCGACCCAUCACCUCCAGUUUCCACCAAGCAUAGCUAUUCUGAAAAAUUCAUGCAGCUGACAAAGCAAUAUUGGGCUGUUCCUGUGACCUUUGUUGGUAUCUCAGUGGUAGUUGGUUUCUUAUACUUACGUAAGAAGUAACAUUACACAAAGUCUGCAAUUCAAUUUAUAUUAAUGUUGCAAAUCAUUGCAACAAAUUUUGUUUUGUAUUCAUUUGAAAGAUAGAUGUCAUUAGAAAAGACUGGCUUAUUUCAAUAUGGUAACAAUUGAUUACAUGCAUAAUAUUACAUUAAA